GGCCGUGUCUGCUCAGGGCCAGCUGUAAUUUGAUUAAUCCUCCGAAAGGGUAGCCAGACGAAUAUUGGUGGAUUCUGCAGAGAGGGGACUGCAUCAGGUUUUGAAGAAAUGGAGACACUUGUCUUUUUAUUUUCGUUUACUGCCAUUGGGGUGCUUUAUGCCAUGAACACCAUCCCCGAGUUUCAAGAGCCGUACGUGAUCCUGGGAAUCGGCGUUGCCGUGCUGGUGGUGGUGUUUUUGUUCUACUUCCUCAUCACUCGUGGCAACCGACCUAAAGACCUCUUGUUCUUUGUUUUUGCUGAAUUUUGCUUCACUUGUGUCAUUGACCUGAUAAGUGCCUUGGAGUACGAUGGCAUUAUUUCUGGCUUUAUGGAGUUCUACCAGAAGACAGGGGAGCCCUACUUGGGAACAUCGUAUGCCAUCAUGAUGUGCUACUGGGAUGGAAUAGCUCACUUUGUCAUGUAUCUGAUGAUGAUCAGCAAAAUAACCGACAGGAAAGCCUACCGCUCGCUGGGAUUGGUCUGGGCCGGUUCUUUGUGCGCCAACAUGAGUGUGUUUAUUUGUGGAAUAGUGGCAGGUAAAUAUGGAUCGGAGGUACGUCCAGCCUUCUGGCUCAAUUUCCUCUUUCUUCUCAUGCCGGUAUGGGGAGCCGUCACACUAUUCACUCGGCCCAAGGACAGGCCACUCAUCGGUGGAUACAAUGCUCAGCAAGCUCAGAGCAUGAAGCUGAUCUGGCGCCCCAUGGAUUUGGUCCUGGUGCUGCUCCUCUUAGCUGCCAUGACCUUCACCAUCCUCAGAGGGCUGGUGGCUCUGGACUCCCCACUCGAAGCCUGUGCCAUAUAUCUGAAGCACUAUGAGCCCUACCUGAAGGAUCCCGUGGGCUUCCCCAGAGUCAUGAUGCUGCACUUUUUAUUUUAUGGACUUCCCUUGCUGGGUGCAUUUGUUUAUGGCCUGCUCAGGCCCGGGUGCACUUGGAUGGCAGAUUGGACGGUUUUCUUUGCAGGAGCCAUGAUCCAGUGCCAGUGGUCCCAUAUUGGAGGGUCCCUCCACUCUCGCACCACCGCUCCGUUUCGCAUCCCGCAUGAUGUUUUCUGGUCGGUGUUGGCGGCAAACUUGCUCUAUGCAGUCACUCCCAUCCUGGUGGCCAUGCGGGUUCGCAACAACCCCUACUUUUUCCUGAAAAUCUCCUACUUUCCUGGGCAGACAGGAUUACCAAACAGUGAAGAGAAAGAUACCAAGUAUAAAGAUAAAUGA
Salarias fasciatus (jewelled blenny) is the source of this 1254-nucleotide messenger RNA. RefSeq names its product transmembrane 6 superfamily member 2b (gene tm6sf2b). Gene Ontology annotation, cellular component: endoplasmic reticulum membrane; endoplasmic reticulum-Golgi intermediate compartment membrane. Bases 109 to 1254 code for a protein of 381 amino acids. The transcript has 11 exons. Gene Ontology annotation, biological process: lipid homeostasis; regulation of lipid metabolic process. NCBI's taxonomy places the organism in Eukaryota, Metazoa, Chordata, Actinopteri, Blenniiformes, Blenniidae. The record is from RefSeq and is a predicted model, not a curated record.